AUGGAUGCACCCCAGAAUGAAACAUUGGCACAUGCUGGGCUUCAAUAUAGAGACCUCAAGGUUGAGAGCAGGUCUAUAACUGCCGAGACCAGGUUAUUGUCACCUGUGCAGAUCAGCGUAUUCUAUGAGACGAGCUGCCCAGACUGCCGUAAUUUUGUGGUAAACCAACUCUGUCCAACAUGGUUCAGGCUGAAGGAAGUGGUGAACAUCACAUUGAUUCCAUUCGGUAAUGCUGAGGAAAUUCGAGAAGGCCAGAAUUGGCAGUUCAGGUGUCAGCACGGAGAGGCCGAAUGCCAGGGGAACUUCAUCCAGACUUGCAUGAUACAUUACCUUAAGAAUGCUACAAGUUAUAUGCCAGUGAUUUGCUGUAUGGAAUCAGCCUCCUCGGUCCUCACUGAAGCACAGCGGUGUUUACAAGUACAUGCACCAACUGUGUUCUGGGACACCAUUAAUAGCUGUGUGAAUGGGGAUCAGGGAAAUGAAUUGAUGCAUCAAAAUGCUCAAAUGACAAAUGAACUGGACCCACCACAUAAUUAUGUCCCAUGGGUCCUGAUCAAUGAGGAACAUUCUGAGGAUCUCCAACAUCAAGCUGAGACUGACCUCUUUAAUUUGCUGUGCAGGACCUACAUAGGUCAUGAGGCCUGUGACCUGAGAGAGGACAUCUCAAUAUAAUUCUCAAAAAUGGAAAUAUUGCUGCACUGUCGAGUAUGAGCAUUUUAUGAUGGGUGUCAUUUCUCUUUCAUGAUUCUGCAGCUCUGUCAGAAUUUUGUGCUAUGUUCUACAAACCAGAUUCUAUACAUAGUUCCACAAAAUUAUU
Carcharodon carcharias (great white shark) is the source of this 817-nucleotide messenger RNA. Its product is annotated as gamma-interferon-inducible lysosomal thiol reductase-like. The record is from RefSeq and is a predicted model, not a curated record. The coding region runs from base 1 to 672 and encodes 223 amino acids. Lineage: Eukaryota; Metazoa; Chordata; Chondrichthyes; Lamniformes; Lamnidae. Gene Ontology annotation, cellular component: lysosome. Gene Ontology annotation, molecular function: oxidoreductase activity, acting on a sulfur group of donors, disulfide as acceptor. The transcript has 7 exons.